ACUCCAUGGUGUACACUGUACCCCAGCUUAUACAUACAUUACUACUGUAUAUACACACACAUAAAUACACGCUACCCUGUAACGCCGUUUCUGCAUACGUCACCAGCGUCUAUUCCUCUCCUUCUCCCACUUUCUUCUUUCAGUCCACCACUUUCUCUGCCACCAAAAUAAUAGUAAUAAACACACCUGCCUAUAUAUACACAUAUAUGUAAAUAUAUAAUUUGACAAGGGUCUUGUUUUAUUUUUGAAAGCUUUGUAGAGUUGUGAUGAAUCUUGGGUUUCUUGAAAUAUCUUGUUUCUUGAUGGAAUUCUGAGAUUUGGAGAAUUUGGGUCUCCAAGAUUUGGGAUUUGCUACAAGGGUUUGGAAGGUUUUGGAUUUUGAUGGCUAUUAGAGGAGUUGAUUUUAAGUGGUAUGAUGGUUUUUUCUUGUCAAUGCUUGCAACUAGUAUAAUCAUUGUGGCGAUCAAUUGGAAGCGGUACCAUUAUUGUGAAUAUCCAUUGCAUAUAUGGAUUGUGGUGGACUACACUACUGUGUUUGUUUUUCGGCUCCUCAUGUUUGUGGAUAAUGGCCUUGCCUCAGGAAUGGGAUUGGAUUUCGGUUGGCAGCAAAGAUAUGCUCGGUUUUGUGGAAGGGUUGUAGUUCUUUCAAUUCUAUCUCUGCUACUUUAUCCUUUCCUCUGGGCAUGGACUAUAAUUGGUACUCUGUGGUUCACUAGCGCAAGAAGCUGUUUGCCCGAAGAAGGUCAGAAGUACGGGUUCCUUAUUUGGUUGCUUUUUAGCUAUUGUGGUCUCAUCUGCAUUGCAUGCAUGUCCAUCGGGAAGUGGAUUACUAGAAGACAAGCUCAUCUAUUGCGUGGUGCACAACAGGGGAUACCUAUCUCACAGUUUGGGGUGUUGGUUGACAUGAUCAGGGUACCAGAUUGGGCAUUCGAAGCAGCUGGGCAAGAGAUGAGAGGCAUGGGCCAAGAUACUGCUGCAUACCACCCAGGGCUCUACUUGACGCCAACUCAAAGAGAAGCAGUGGAAGCGCUUAUUCAGGAACUGCCAAAGUUCAGGCUUAAGGCUGUUCCAACCGAUUGCAGUGAGUGUCCAAUCUGUUUAGAAGAAUUCCAUGUUGGAAAUGAGGUUAGAGGUCUUCCUUGUGCUCAUAAUUUCCAUGUGGAAUGCAUUGAUGAGUGGCUUCGUUUGAAUGUAAAAUGCCCCAGAUGUCGAUGUUCCGUCUUUCCAAACCUUGAUCUCAGUGCACUAUCCAGUAUUCGUGCUGAUAGUGAUCACUCACCGGCUGCUGUUGUGACAGCAGCUCCUUAUGUUAGAACACAACCUCCUAGCCAAAGCUAUUUGCUGAGAUUGCAGGGCUUGCUUCGGCAAGUUGGUACAGAGAAUGGCGGGAAUGCAGAUUUGGCUUUAGAAGCUGCUGAAAAUGGUGUUUUGCCUGUACUAAUGCAGCCAAACAGAAGCCCUGAGCCUGGGCGAAUGCGUUCCUCCUCACUUGAACACUAAUGUGAAUGGUUUUGCUGCAGUCUUACAAAUUUUACUUAUAAUAUAACAAGCAACAAAAUGGGACUAAAGAAGAAGUGUAUGGAUAGUUUAUGUUUUUGGAGUCAAAAACUGUAGUGGCAGUUUGGGCCACCAGUCGGAGAUGGUGCUUUAUUGUUGUGCAUAUUUUCAAGAAUUAUGUGAGAUUUUUGGCCCAGAUAUCUAAUUGUGUAUUUGAAUUACAAAUAUAGGAGUAGUUACCAGUAUUUUGCAGUCAUAUUGAUUUGUGUAAGUUGUGUGUGUUUAGGGCAAUACUCGUCUUUAAAUUCUGUAUAAGCCAAUAGUCAUGGUCUUUAGGAGACAAUUACAGUACACAUGAAAAGUUUUCUUAUUUAUUAUA
Messenger RNA from Daucus carota subsp. sativus, 1876 nucleotides. RefSeq names its product E3 ubiquitin-protein ligase SIS3. The record is from RefSeq and is a predicted model, not a curated record. Gene Ontology annotation, molecular function: ubiquitin-protein transferase activity. Lineage: Eukaryota; Viridiplantae; Streptophyta; Magnoliopsida; Apiales; Apiaceae. Bases 382 to 1500 code for a protein of 372 amino acids. The transcript is spliced from 10 exons. Gene Ontology annotation, biological process: sugar mediated signaling pathway.